UUUCCAGAAAAUUCUUCCCUCGGGUCUCAUUUUUAUCCAACUAUAGCACAUAACCCAGACACCGAAUUUGCAGAAUCAGUUAGCGCAUGCAAUUUGCUGUGAUUAUUUUCCUUAUAUUAAGUGAAUAUAUAUAUAGCAGGAGACCGUCAAAGUUCCAAACUGAACUAUUCUCAGAAGCUUUCGGUGGACGAGGACGAUUUCGGGGAUGAUCUUGAUGCGGUUGUAGCCAUUUGCACUCAGGUUUGGCUCUGUCUUCAGAUGGGGCUGCCACAUUCGAUCCACACCCACAUAAUAUCAGUUUAUAUUGGUUAUGUUUGGACGAAUAAGAAAUGGGAGAAGGUAUGGUGACGUUGCUAGCUACCUAUAAACUCUGACUGGCCACAGAUGCUCACUCAGUACAAACUACUGAAUCAGUUAGUCUUAGUCAGGUCGUGGUUUAAAAUAUUUGAUUGGGUUUUGUAUAAAAUGAAAUCUAGAUUAUCCCCCAUGUAUUAAGCAAGGAUUGGAAAACGUACAUCGGUGUAUUGCAGGUGCAAAUUAGGGUUCUUAAUCAUGAAUAUCGAUAUUGAUUAUUUCAAGUUGGACAUUGAUGAACUUAUUGGUGAAUUCACUCAGAAUGAGUCAACAACUUUGGCUGACAUGAAAAGAGUAUGGCUUUCGAGGAAGUUCUCCUACAUAUAUGAAGCUUGUCCUUCUACCAACCUGGCCUUCUUUAUGCAAUCAUUGUAUGCUCAUUGUAUUGGUUACAUUGUUGGUACUGCUUCUUUAUCACACAGAUUAGGCGGCUUUUAUUGCCUCUACUGUCUUUACGAGACUCAACCCUUUAAUCCUUCUUUUAAGGUCUACUUAUCUCUUGAGGAAUUAAAGAAACUUAGAAUCCUUGUUGCUGAUGCCAAAGCCAAUGAUAUUAAAGUGGUACCUGCUCUAGUAAAGAGAAUGCUCGAAAGAAAUGUUUUCCUUUUUGGCUCUGUCGACUUGAUUGAAGGCAGUGUUGCAGAGACUGUAAACCAACUCCAACAAUUACAGAAUGCCCGUAUUCAAGUUGCAUAUGAAAAGUUAUUUGAGAGCUCUUCAAUUGAUAAAUAUAUUCAGAUGGACCUUGGCGUGGAAGUUGAACUCAAUUUGCUUAAGAACAAGUCAUUGGGAUAUGCUGCGGCCAAGAAUGUGGCCAUUCAAGAGGCAAGCGGUAUUUUAGACGUUGAAAACAUAAAGCACAUACAAGAAGAUAAGCAACUGAUUGGAGAUGUAGUAGAGAAGGUUGCUAAUGACUGGUAUGCCCAGAAACAAGCAUUUUAUAAACAAACAGGAUUGGGGGAGGACGAUGAAUAUGAGAAGGAACUGGAGCAAUUACUUCUAGAUCAUCAUCCACAUAAUGGAGAUUCUAACCAAGAUUGAAGACUAUUAAAAGUAAUCAAAGUUUAUGUAUUGUUUCAUUGACAGUUUUAACUGUCUUUUGUCCUUUAGACAAUUUUUAUUACAGACUUUUAUUUUCAUGUAAUGCAGUUUUUCAGUUUUUUAUGUAUGACAGUAACUUUUGUUUCUCUC
This is a messenger RNA of Vigna umbellata (rice bean), 1545 nucleotides long. RefSeq lists its product as uncharacterized. The record is from RefSeq and is a predicted model, not a curated record. NCBI's taxonomy places the organism in Eukaryota, Viridiplantae, Streptophyta, Magnoliopsida, Fabales, Fabaceae. Gene Ontology annotation, cellular component: snRNA-activating protein complex. Gene Ontology annotation, molecular function: sequence-specific DNA binding. Gene Ontology annotation, biological process: snRNA transcription by RNA polymerase III; snRNA transcription by RNA polymerase II.